GGCUCGCAGGCGGUGUCGCGCGCGGGGCAGUUCGCGCGGGAGCGGGGCGCCGGGGUGCUGGGGCUGCGGGUCGGUGCGAACCGAAGCCGCUGUGGGCCGGAGAGGAAGCCAGGAUGGCGACUCCUAGUAGGAAGACGGCGACCCCAGGCCCCCUGGCCUCCAAGAGACCUCUCCCGAGAGACCCCUCAUCCGAGGUCCCGAGUAAGAGAAGGAGUUCGGCCUCGCCGGCGCCGCCGCCGCCACGGCCCCUGCAGUCGUCCGGGCCUUUCGUGGAAGGCUCUAUCGUCCGCAUCGCGAUGGAGAACUUCCUAACAUAUGAUAUCUGUGAAGUAUCUCCUGGACCCCACUUGAAUAUGAUUAUUGGAGCUAAUGGAACAGGGAAGUCCAGCAUCGUGUGUGCCAUUUGCCUUGGAUUAGCAGGCAAACCUGCUUUCAUGGGACGGGCAGAUAAGGUUGGCUUUUUUGUGAAGAGAGGAUGUUCCAAAGGCAUGGUUGAAAUUGAAUUGUUCAAAAUUUCUGGAAAUCUUGUAAUCACCCGUGAGAUUGAUGUGGCAAAAAAUCAGUCCUUUUGGUUUAUCAACAAAAAAUCUACAACCCAGAAAAUAGUAGAAGAGCAAGUUGCAGCCUUAAAUAUUCAAGUGGGCAAUCUUUGCCAGUUUCUACCUCAGGAUAAAGUUGGAGAAUUUGCUAAACUCAGUAAAAUUGAACUCCUUGAAGCUACUGAGAAGUCAAUUGGUCCUCCAGAAAUGCACAGAUACCAUUGUGAACUCAAAAACUUCAGGGAGAAAGAAAAACAGCUAGAGACCUCAUGCAAAGAGAAAACUGAAUAUCUAGAGAAAAUGAUUCAGAGGAAUGAAAGAUACAAACAAGAUGUGGAGAGGUUCUAUGAACGUAAGCGACAUUUAGAUUUGAUUGAGAUGCUUGAAGCAAAAAGGCCAUGGGUGGAGUAUGAAAAUGUUCGUCAGGAAUAUGAAGAAGUAAAACUAGCUCGUGACCGAGUGAAGGAAGAAGUGAGAAAACUUAAAGAAGGGCAGAUUCCUAUGACACAUCGAAUUGAAGAAAUUGAAAAACAGCGGCACAAUCUGGAGGCUAGAAUCAAAGAGAAGGCAACAGAUAUUAAGGAGACAUCUCAAAAAUGCAAACAAAAGCAAGAUGUUAUAGAAAGGAAAGAUAAACAUAUUGAGGAACUUCAGCAGGCUUUAGCAGUAAAACAAAAUGAAGAGCAUGACCGACAGCGGAGAAUAAGUAAUACGCGCAAAAUGAUAGAAGAUUUGCAGAAUGAACUGAAGAACACAGAAAACUGUGAGAAUCUUCAACCCCAGAUUGAUGCCAUUACAAGUGAUCUGAGACAAAUUCAAGAUGAAAAGGCAUUAUGUGAAGGCGAGAUAAUUGAUAUGCGAAGAGAGAAGGAAACUCUAGAGAAGGAGAAAAAGAAUGUGGAGGAGCAUAUUGUACGUUUUGACAAUCUUAUGAAUCAAAAAGAAGAUAAGCUGAGACAGAGAUACCGUGACACAUAUGAUGCUGUUUUAUGGCUAAGAAAUAACAGAGACAAAUUUAAACAAAGAGUCUGUGAGCCCAUAAUGCUCACGAUCAAUAUGAAAGAUAAUAAAAAUGCCAAAUAUGUUGAAAAUCAUAUUUCAUCAAAUGACUUGAGAGCUUUUGUAUUUGAAAGUCAAGAAGAUAUGGAGGUUUUUCUCAAAGAGGUUCGUGACAAUAAAAAAUUAAGAGUAAAUGCUGUUAUGGCUCCUGAGCAUUCCUGUGCCGACAAAGCACCUUCAGUAUCUCUGAAUGAACUAAAACAAUAUGGAUUUUUCUCUUAUUUGAGAGAGUUAUUUGAUGCACCCAAUCCUGUCAUGAGUUACCUUUGCUACCAGUAUCAUAUUCAUGAAGUUCCUGUAGGAACUGAGAGGACCAGAGAAAGAAUUGAACGGGUAAUACAAGAAACCCAAUUAAAACAAUUUUAUACAGCAGAAGAAAAGUAUGUGGUGAAAACUUCAUUUUAUUCCAACAAACAUAUUACUGUUAACACGUCCCUAAAAGUAGCCCAGUUUCUCACAGUUACUGUGGAUCUAGAGCAAAGACGACACUUAGAAGAACAGCUAAAGGAAAUUAAUAGAAAAUUGCAAGCAGUGGAAUCAGGGUUGAUUGCCUUACGUGAGAAAAACAAACAUCUAGAACACAGAGACAAUGAACUUAGACAAAAGAAGAAGGAGCUUCUUGAAAGGAAAACCAAGAAAAGACAACUGGAACAAAAAAUUAGUUCCAAACUAGGAAGUUUAAAGCUGAUGGAACAGGAUACUUGCAACCUUGAAGAGGAAGAGCAAAAAGCAAGUACCAAAAUCAAGGAAAUAAAUGUUCAGAAAGCAAAACUUGUUACCGAAUUAACAAACCUGAUAAAGAUUUGUACUUCUUUGCAUAUACAAAAAGUAAAUUUAAUUCUUCAAAAUACUACAGUUAUCUCCGAGAAGAACAAAUUAGAAUCAGAUUAUAUGGCUGCUUCGUCACAACUACGUCUCACAGAGCAACAUUUCAUUGAGUUGGAUGAAAAUAGACAGAGAUUAUUGCAGAAAUGCAAAGAACUUAUGAAGAGAGCUAGGCAAGUAUGUAACCUGGGUGCAGAGCAGACCGUUCCUCAAGAAUAUCAGACACAAGUACCCACCAUUCCAAAUGGACACAACUCCUCACCCCCCAUGGCUUUCCAAGAUCUUCCAAAUACAUUGGAUGAAAUUGAUGCUUUAUUAACUGAAGAAAGAUCAAGAGCUUCUUGCUUCACAGGACUGAAUCCUACAGUCGUUGAGGAAUACACAAAAAGAGAAGAAGAAAUAGAGCAAUUAACCGAGGAACUAAAGAUAAAGAAAGUUGAACUGGAUAAAUAUAGGGAAAGCAUUUCACAGGUAAAAGAAAGGUGGCUUAAUCCUCUAAAAGAGCUGGUAGAAAAAAUUAAUGAAAAAUUCAGCAAUUUUUUUAGUUCUAUGCAGUGUGCUGGUGAAGUUGAUCUCCAUACAGAAAAUGAGGAAGACUAUGAUAAGUAUGGAAUUCGAAUUAGAGUCAAAUUUCGCAGUAGUACUCAACUUCAUGAACUAACUCCUCAUCAUCAAAGUGGAGGCGAAAGAAGUGUUUCUACCAUGUUAUACUUGAUGGCACUUCAGGAGCUUAAUAGAUGUCCAUUCAGAGUGGUCGACGAAAUCAAUCAGGGAAUGGACCCAAUCAAUGAACGAAGAGUAUUUGAAAUGGUUGUAAAUACUGCUUGUAAAGAAAACACAUCUCAGUACUUCUUUAUUACACCAAAGCUCCUGCAAAAUCUUCCUUAUUCUGAAAAGAUGACGGUAUUGUUUGUCUACAAUGGUCCUCAUAUGCUGGAACCAAAUAGAUGGAAUUUAAAGGCUUUCCAAAGGCGGCGGCGCCGAAUUACAUUCACUCAACCUUCUCAAUAAAAGUAAAGGGCAAGAACUUUGGUAUUUUUCUGUUAAAUCCUGUUUAUAAGUACAGCUCAACUGAAUAAAAGGAGAUUCAAUAAGGCUAAAAGAUCAGUUAUUUUUGGAAACCUGCUGUUAAAUACAAAUGGGUUGAUGAGUGGAAACCAUAAUAACUUCUUUCUGUGGAACAUCAUCUCGUAGUAAAAAUUAAGUCUUCUUCAGUCGAUGUCGAACCUGAGUCCUUAGCAUUCUGACAGCGUGUCAUUGGUUCCCACGUUAGAAAGUAUUUACUAUUUCAAAUCAAAGGUACCGUGGAAGGGUUCUCAAUCACAAGAAAUUUAGGUGACAUGGUAACCCUGGGCUUUAAUCACAGAGUGACUUUAAUUACUUUUAGAGUCUAAAGAUGACUCCAUAGCUUACAUCAUAGUUUUCUCCCAGUGUUAUAUUUAAUUUUUAAAAAUUGAUAUGGAAAUGUCUAGUCUAAUGUAUAGUAAUUUAUGACAAAUCUAUUCAUUUCUUCCUAUUAAAAAAGAUUACCUUAUCUCCACUAGGAAAUGGAAUUUUAUGGGCCUUUAAAAAAUUUUAUGAAACUUAAUACUAUAAUUGUAUUGGUAUCUCAAAGGAAAAAAAAGUACUGAGGUUCAAAACUGGUAGCAGGACUUCUUUGAAUGCCACAAGGUGGCCACUAAAUGAUGGAAAAUGCAACCAAAAGAUUGACAGAGAAUAAAAUCAAGUGACAAGGAUUUUUAAAGAAUAACCUUGUAAAGUGUGUGGUUUUUUUUUUAUUAAUUUAAAGUCAAUUGUAUUUUACAUCUUAAAUUUCUAAAAGCAUUUUUAUAAUUAUUUUUAGUGAGAUUUUUCUUAAGAUUUCAUAUACUGGUUUCUACGAUUUAUAUUUGAAAUUUCUCAGUGUUAAUGUAAAGAGUGAGAGAAAGCAUUGAUUUGUUUAAAACCAUAAUGUUUCUAGAACCUAAGCUUAUAGGUCCUUCUGUAGAGUGUUGAUCCUAUCCCAUUAUCUUAGAAAAUUUAGUUUUAACUGUUUUCUUUUAGCAUGAAAGAAUUAGAUGAGAAAAUCAUUUGUUUAUCUCUGAGUUAUACUAAUUAACAGUGCCAAAACAAAUUCUAUUCUUUUAAAAAAUAAAUCUUGUAAGAUAAUGGACUAGUCCAAGGACAUGUCUUUGAACAGUGGAUUCGAUCUGUGCUGGUAAAGACAAAAUUAUUUUUUGACUUGGUAGUUUGAAUAAAUUGAAGAAUUGCAUUCAGUUUGGGUUUUGUAUAUUCUUAAAUAGCCACUGAAAUUUAUAUUCGUAUUAGGUCAAAAAAUAAUGAACCAUAAGUUUAUCUCCUCUCACUUGGACAUUUUCUCUCCAAGGUAUUUUCUUCUUCUCUUAAAAGAGUAUUUUUUUCCUUGAUAAAAAUUUUGAAAGAAAGAGCCUUCUCCUCUUAAACUAAGUGUAAUGCAUGUACUAUGAAAAUAUUUUAAAAUAAUUUUACUAGUGUGAACUCAUGUAAACAUUGAAAAACUUGGUAUCGUUAGUAAAUGGUUGUUGUUACCAGAUUUUUUUGUUGUUUAGUACUUUGUUCUCCACCAAAAUGCAUUUACUAAUAUGUGCUUGUAGUGUAGUUUGUUUAUUGUCUCAGUUUGUGCUGGUCAUCUUCUUUCUGAAAAAUGAAUAUCAAUGUGAAAAAGAAGCUUGAAGAUUAGGUGUGUUUGAAAAUAAAAUGCUCAGUAACAUUUCAGUUUACACAUGCCAACAAUUAUUCCAUAACUUGUUUAUAAACAUUUUUAUUUCUCUACUGGACAAAGUUAGUAUUUGGUUUUACAUUGAAUUUUGAGCUGUGAAGGAUAAAUUAUGUAUCAUUUUAACAUAGUAAUAAAAGAAUAAUAAGUCUAGCACAUUGUAGUCUCAGCCACUUAAAACUUUAUAUAUUUUCUGCAAAAAUUGAUUUUUAAUUACAUAUAAAUUGUAAAAACCAAGUAAAAGUCUGAUUUGAUGAGUAAAAUAUUUAAAACCUUAAGGUGACAAGCAAGUGUUGUUAAUGACAAAAUCUUCAUUGAUUUGCCUAAGGAGAGAAUCUCUAUUAAAGGGUUUUUAGUGUUCAAAGUAGAAGGAAAGAUUUCUUGCUGCUUUCUAAUUGUCUUUUGGACAUGUGCUUAUUUUCUUUGGAGUAUGAAUCUUUAGUGUGUGAAAAACGUAAUUUUGUCCUGUUAUUGUGUGUGUCUUCAUGUGUGUGUAAUUGAAAAAACUCUUUGUGGGAAAUGCUCCUUUGUUGGUAAUAAAUGCAUAUUUUCAUAUUC
Ceratotherium simum simum (southern white rhinoceros) is the source of this 5715-nucleotide messenger RNA. It is a transcript of the gene SMC5, whose product is annotated as structural maintenance of chromosomes 5. Lineage: Eukaryota; Metazoa; Chordata; Mammalia; Perissodactyla; Rhinocerotidae. Gene Ontology annotation, biological process: double-strand break repair via homologous recombination. The record is from RefSeq and is a predicted model, not a curated record. Gene Ontology annotation, molecular function: single-stranded DNA binding. Gene Ontology annotation, cellular component: Smc5-Smc6 complex; nucleus.